Messenger RNA from Brassica oleracea var. oleracea, 789 nucleotides. RefSeq lists its product as uncharacterized. The record is from RefSeq and is a predicted model, not a curated record. Lineage: Eukaryota; Viridiplantae; Streptophyta; Magnoliopsida; Brassicales; Brassicaceae. The coding region runs from base 1 to 789 and encodes 262 amino acids. The transcript has a single exon.
AUGGAGCAGUUGAUAACACACAUUGGUCCCGCUGGACCAAGAGCACUACGUGCCAGAGAGGAUGCAAUGGUAAAGGAUGCAAUCUCAGGAGCGACAUGGACACUCCCCCACCCUAGAUCGCAAAACGAAAUCGACUUACAUGCUUAUCUCACAACAUUAUAUCUUCCUUUAUCUAGUGAUGUUGAGGACUCUUAUGAUUGGGUGGCUGGUGACUCUUCUAUAUGUGAUUUCAGGUCCUCCACAACCUGGGAAGUACUUAGGCUGAGACAAGACAUCAAGCUAUGGGCGGACGUUGUUUGGUUCAAAAGCGCUAUACCGAAGCAGAGCUUUACCAUGUGGGUCGCGAACUACGACAGACUACCAACGCGAGCAAGAUUUGCAACUUGGGGCUUACCUAUCUCUCCACUCUUCCCUUUCUACUCUAAUUUUGAUGAAACCAGGGAUCAUCUACUACUCUCUUGCGAGUACAGUCGUGAAAUUUGGCAGGGGAUCUUCAGCAGGUGCCAACCACCUUCAACGAUGUUCAUCGACAGGGCUAAGCUACUGUCAUGGAUCAGAGCCGCAUCUUCAGCAAGGUUAACUCUUCUAAGGAAGCUGGCGGUCCAAACAGCGAUCUAUCACUUAUGGAAGCAGAGAAACAAUUUGAUUCACAAUCAAAUUUCAAUCCCCUCUGCUUCUGUGUUCAGAGCCAUUGAUAGAGAACUGAGAAACAUCAUCUCAGCAAGAAGACACAAAAAGAACUUUGAUCUUGUUUUUUACUUCUUUUUUUGCCAAGAUGGUUCAACCUAA